AUGAUAUUCAAUUACUAUAUGAUUGGUUUGAUAAAUUUUCAAUUAAAAUGGAUCAUAGAUUUCGUUGUUCAUUAGUAUCGACCACAAACAACAACAACAACAACAACGAUUCGAAUACAAUGAUGAAUGUCAUGCAUUUACGACCAACAAUCGACGGCUGUAAUCAAUAUGAUGGUAUAUUUUGGCCAAAAUCAUUAAAUGAUUUUCAACGAUUAAAUAUUUCACCAUUAAAAUGUAAUCUUAAUCAAACCGAUAUACAAAUUGUUUUGAAUAAUUUUACACCAUUCUGUCGAAUGAUUGAAAAUGGUACGGAAAUACAAAUGACAACAUCAGUGGAAAAAUAUAUUAUCGAUACAAUGGCAGAAAAAUUUAAUUUUCAUCCAAAAUUUAUUGAUGCAAAACAAAAUUGGGGUAAAUUUGUGAAUGGUACUUGGACAGGUUCGGUUGCAUAUCUUGUCAAUGAGACUGGUGAUCUAGCUAUGGGUUCAAUAUCGGUUCUAUAUGAACGUCUUAAAUUUAUUGAAUACAGUGAUGUUUAUCUAAUCGAUGAAGUAGGAUUCAUAUCAAGAAUUCCAAAAUUAAAAACAAGAGAAUGGCUUGUAAUUGAACCAUUUACAUGGCCAGUAUGUCGAUCAACAAACCAAUGUUCUCAAUACAAGAAUUUAUGA
This is a messenger RNA of Dermatophagoides pteronyssinus (European house dust mite), 668 nucleotides long. RefSeq lists its product as uncharacterized. Gene Ontology annotation, molecular function: ligand-gated monoatomic ion channel activity. Gene Ontology annotation, cellular component: membrane. The record is from RefSeq and is a predicted model, not a curated record. Lineage: Eukaryota; Metazoa; Arthropoda; Arachnida; Sarcoptiformes; Pyroglyphidae.